Molecule: messenger RNA, 4352 nt
Organism: Amoebophrya sp. A25
Lineage: Eukaryota; Dinophyceae; Syndiniales; Amoebophryaceae
Source: the annotation of a GenBank genome assembly
AGCAUUCAGGUUCCUGAGAUGAACCAAUCCAUAUUAGUGACACCCGUCCCUCCUCUGUGUCCCAUCAUGAUUUCUUUUUCAACACUUGUUUGAUGUCAUCAAUUUCAAUCCUUCCGUCAUAGUCUUUGUUCCUUCUAUGAUCAUCUAGGUAGUCAUGGAGGAGCCUCGAACCCGGUCAUCGGAGUUCACCUGAAGACAAGGACCACAUUAUCUUGUACAUUAUAAUAUUUUUUAGCAUGUAUGUUGCUUGUCAAGUUCACGCUGUUACCUCAAAUAGUGCGUACUGUUAUUUUUUAGCAUUCGCUGGGACAGGGGCGUGACUUCCUGAAUUAUUUAACGAGGGAUAACUAUAACAGCGAGCAAGUCGUGUGGACUGGAUUCUUUUCCAUCCAGAACAGCUACAUGUACAUGCUUGUGCGCAUUAUUUAUAUUCUUUCUUCGGAUUAAGUUGUCUUUCCCGUGUUCUACUACUACUUCUACCUCCUUCUACGUUAUUUCCAUCUGAAGAAUAUUAGUAACUGUUGUGGUUUAUAUCCGUUGUCCUUCGUGUCUAAUUUGAGACUGUAUCUCGAUUCAAUCAGUAGAAACAAGUAGUACAUCAAUGCUCUUCUUCUACUUCUUCUAGUGCUCGGCCAUCCAUGGUGAGCAAGGCAUACUAGAAUCCGAGGAAUUAAUCAAGGCAGUAAUCUUCGACGAUGGAAAAGUGAAACUGAAAUAGAAAUACAUUACAAAUUAGUUUUAAUUUGUCGAUCAUCGUCAAAAUGGCACCACCGUUCCUGCAGAUGAUGUUGAUGGCACCACUGGCACUGCCCUUUCCAGAGUGACAUCUUCUUCUAGAAACUGUUUGACAAUCACGGUGCGCCCGCUUCCAUUUGGACCCAUAGUUGUGUUGACGGCCACGAUCCGGUGCAGGAGGCAUGGUGAGUGGUGGAGUUGGUGAUCGGGAAGGAGGCCUGGAGGCCCCAGCAGUAGCGGAACCGAAUAUGCUUAUUAACAUAGUUGUAGAACAAGAUCCUCCAGGUGGAGGCCUCAUCAAAGAGGAGCCUGCUUCGUCUGGUGACGUACAAAAUGAUCCUGCAAUAAUCGCAAUUGUAUCUUCCAAGUCAGCAGUUGACGUUGCACCAGAUGAUGCCAAGCCAGGAAAAGACGUUGCACCACCAAGUACAUCGCCAACUACCGCAGCUACUCCCGGAGAAGCUCCUCCUCCUGCCAACAAUGGUGAUGGGACUGCAACAAGUAAAAUAAAGGACACUUCUGCACCUGGAGCUACACCAAGGAAGGAUGAAAUCCAAGAUAACAAGGAUCACCUGCUGCCGCCAGUGUCGCUGUUGGAAGCACUCGAUCCCGACGACACGAUCAAACGACGCAUUCAGCAGCAGGACAAGCGUAUGGAUCAGAUCCGGCGGCAAAAAACCGGUGUCUCCAGCCGCGCCCAGAUCGUCGCCAAGCCCGACGACGAGCGGGCGAGUCUCAUUCGUGCUCGUUUUGGCGAACGCGCAGUCCAAAUCCGCAAUCAGAUGGCGGCAGUCUUGAAUUCACAAAAAUUUGACAUGGCAGUUGGUUUGGUCAUCAUCCUGAAUAGCGUUACCAUAGGAUGGGAAAGUCAGGCGUCAGUGAGCGGCAUGGAGAGCAUUGCCGCGUUCGCGGUCGUGGAGCACAUAUUCUUGGCGAUUUACUGUAUCGAGAUUAUUCUCCGGGUAUGCGUCUUUGGAGCGCGCUGCAUCAUCGACAGUGGGUGGGUCUGUUUUGAUUUCGUCCUGGUCGUGGUCGGAGUUCUCAGUAGUUGGAUCUUGCCUCUAGUAUUCACUGCUGGAGCGGACGAGUUGCAGACGAUUCUAGUGCUGCGUGUGUUGCGCUUACUGCGCUUAGCGCGCGCGGUGCGACUGCUCGUCGCUUUUCGCACACUCUGGAUGCUCGUUCGGGGCCUGCUGACCAGCAUGGACACCAUCCUCUAUACCUUUUUCUUGAUCUUUCUCGCCGUUUACCUGGCGGCAGUGCUCGGGGUGGAGCUGAUUACCAAAAAUCGGUCAAGCUACACCGGAGAACCGGAGCUCCUCGCAAUUAUUGAUGACAAAUUCAAAGACGUCUUCAGCACAAUGCUCACUCUGAUGACAUUCGUCACAUUGGACAGCAUCGGCGGCAUCUAUAUUCCGCUUAUCAAGUUCCAGCCCGGCCUCUUCCUCUAUUUCAUAAGUAUCUUCUAAAAACUUUACUUCUUGCAUAAGUACCUUAUUGCGUUCUUCACCUCUACUCAAUCUCAAAAUCGUACUUGAUGUUGUUGUAGUCGUAGAGGUAGAUGUGCUGCAGUUCACAAUGAGUUAAGAUUUACCUCUCUCAAAAAGGUGGCUGUACUACUGGUACGAGUUUUCUGAUUUUUAUUGUAAGUCAUUGUGAAAGUAGAUAAAAUAGUGAUCAAGCUCGUUUUUUUCGAUUCGCACGUCUCUCCACUUUCCACCACAGGUUUCUUGUUGAUCGUGUCAGUAGCGUUGAUGAACUUGGUGACGGCAGUGCUAGUGCAGAGCGCCAUCGAGGAAAGUGAGAACGACAAGGAGGUGAACGCCGCAUACCAAAAACAGCAACUAGCUGCUUUGAUGCCAGAAGUGAGGAGAAUCUUCAAGCAGCUCGACGAAGACGGCUCCGGCGACAUCUCGAAGCAGGAAGUCGUUCGCGGUCUAGCAAACAACGCUCAGCUGAAGAUGGACCUGGAGUUCUUCCUUGGCAAUCACGACCCAAUCGAUCUGUUUGAGAUGCUGGAUGUGGAUGGUGGGGGUGUGAUUGCUAUCGACGAAUUCUGCGACGCACUGCUUUCGCGGGUCACGAGUAGUGCACCGAUAGAGCUGACCCGAGUGCUCAAACUGGUUACGCAGAUUAAGGCGGACCUGCAAGACCACGUUCGCAGGGCAUCCUUUCAAGAUGCGGUAGGCGCCAUAAUGCAUGGAACGACGACAGGUGGGAAAGAUCAUAGUCCACUACAAUCAUUACGGCCAUAAUGUUUGACCAGGUCGUAGAACAAGAACAAGUCUUUUACUAAAUUUAUAGCAUUAGCAAUGAGUAGUUGGUUUUAUCUACUAUUUGUUGCGGCGUCACUUGUUGAAGAGUAAGAAUUGCUUCAAAGGAAAGUGAGUUGUAUCACCUGUUGUAGUGAUUGCAUCUACUUCUCUAAUCUGUACACCGGGUAGCCCCAGCAUGUUCAACGGCGUCCUGCUCCAAUUUCCCAACAGGCAGAGUAACUCUCUAACAGCUAUCAAGGGAAACAGAGCACGAGAAGUACCGCCAGAACAGGAAACACAGGAGACGCCUUUGCCACGGACUAGUAACAGAUUAUCAACGGUCCAGGUUACAGAUGACACGAGGAUGACAGCAUCGAUCCUACCUUCGGUUCUACCACUCUUCGAUAGAAGCACAGCGGCUGGAAAAGUAGAAGACGGAGCUAACACCAAGGUGAAAAGUGGCAACACCAAAGUCGAAGCACUACAAGAGUACAGCGGGGGAGGCAUAGCAGGAUUAGACACGAGGUUAGCAGCGGUAGAGGCCCGUUUGGGACGGAUGGAAGCCUUGCUUGAAAAAGCACUAGCCCCGCGGCAAGCGUAAUCCUUGGUGUUGGUUGUGACGAACAAUAUAUUUAUAAUGAAAAUGAUAAUCCCCAUCCCCACCCUGAGAAGACGAAUUCUUUGGAAAGUCCGCGUCCCUUGGACUACCACAGCACCGUCACGAGCAGAAUCAGUACGGUAAUAGGAAGUACAAAGAGCAACAUUGGUGCUCAUAGCUAGGAAGUUCUGAGAACUCGCGCUAGAUUUUCUACAAGGCAGGCCACGCCCCUGUCUUCUCUUAGAAUUCGUAAGUCCGGGCUACGGCCCCGAUUCCAGCCCCGUAAGUAUAUGCUGGUGGACUUGUAGACAAGUUAGUAGGCCAAAAAAAAAGAUGCAAUUGACCUUAAUGACAGAUGAUGGCCGUUGACGUCAUAGCCAAUCGUGAAGACGUUAGAACUGGAAGGGAUGACUAGGUAGUUGUUCCCUGAUAAUAUAUGUUACAAGAAUUAUGGUCGGAAGCCUGGAAAUUUUCGAAGCGAAUACCAAGCACUCAAUGACAAUGGGUGUUUCGACCAUAUUGGCAGACCCGAACCCGAUGAAAUUACGACCUAGUAUCGUAAUCCACGUGUGCAAGAGCAAGCUGCAGUAAUCUUCAUGAAUGCUUCCACUUGUUCGACUAGUACAACAUCAUGUAGUUCUUCAUCGGAAGCCACAGCAUUAUCUUCAUACAUCUGCACUGAACUUUGUGCGAGAUUGAUUGUAUUGUGUUGUAUAACCUGGGUGAACUUUUUGCAGGAAAUAAUUAUGAAGUUCUGAACUUAU